AUGAUAUCACAGUUUCUUUUAAAUUGCUUUUCCCACAGGAAGCCUGAUGAAAUAGCAUUUGAAAAGAGGCAUGCCUCUAAUGUCCUGGAGAACAACCUUGAGAGUGAUGAAAUUUUCAGUCAGUUUGACAAGAUCCAGAUUUGUCAGCAGUCCUUUGAACACAAUGGAAAUGACAAAACUUUCAGCGGGAAGAAGAUAAUCCUUAUGUGUGAGCAAAUUUAUUCCAAAGAUCCAUGUAAUCAGCAAGCUAAGUCAGAACUCAUUAGAGAUCAGAUCAUUCGAAGUGCAGAGAAUCAGUAUGAAUGCAAUGAGCACACAAAAGGCUUUCACUGGCAAUCAUCUCUAAUUGGUCAACAGAGACUCAACACAAGGAAAAAAUCUUAUCAAUGUAAGGAGUGUGGAAAAGAGUUUCAUUGUAAGUCAAGCCUAAUCAUACAUGAGAGGGUCCACACAGAGGAGAAAUUUGAUGAAUGCAGGGAGUGUGGAAAAGGUUUUUCUCGUAAGUCAAACAUGAACACAUGUCACAGAAUGCACACUGGGGAAAAACGUUAUCAAUGUAGUGAGUGUGGAAAAGGUUAUCUUCAUAAGUCAAGCAUAAUUGUACAUCAGAGAAUCCACACUGGGGAAAAACCUUAUGAAUGUAGUGAGUGUGGAAAAGCUUUUAUUCGUAAGUCAAGCAUGACCAUACAUCAGAGAAUCCACACUGGGGAAAAUCCUUAUGAAUGUAGUGAGUGUGGAAAAGCUUUUAUUCGUAAGUCACAGCUCAUUACUCAUCAGAGAAUUCACACUGGGGAAAAACCUUAUGAAUGUAGUGAGUGUGGAAAAACUUUUAUUCAUGAGUCACUCCUCAUUAGCCACCAGACAAUCCACACUGGGGAAAAACCUUAUGAAUGUAGUGAGUGUGGAAAAUCUUUUAUUCGUAAGUCAAACCUCAUUACUCAUCAGAGAAUACACACAAGGGAAAAACCUUAUGAAUGUAGUGAGUGUAGAAAAGCUUUUAUUUGUAAUUCACAGCUCAUUACUCAUCAGAGAAUCCACACUGGGGAAAAACCUUAUGAAUGUAGUGAGUGUGGAAAAUCUUUUCUUCAUAAGUCAAGCAUGAUCAUACAUCAGAGAAUCCACACUGGGGAAAAACCUUUUGAAUGCAGGGAGUGUGGAAAAGCUUUUGUUCAUAAGUCAAGCAUUAGAUCACAUCAAAGAAUACACACAGGUGAAAAACCUUUUGAAUGUAGUGAAUGUGGAAAAGCUUUUAAUCAGAAGUCAAACCUCAUUACUCAUCAGAGAACUCACACUGGAGAGAAACAGUAUAAAUGUAGUGAGUGUGGAAAAGCUUUUCUUCAUAAGUCAAGCAUGAUCAUACAUCAGAAAAUCCACACUGGGGAAAAACCUCAUGAAUGUAGUGAGUGUGGAAAAGCUUUUAUUCGUAAGCCACACCUCAUUAGACAUCAGAGAAACCACACUGGGGAAAAACCUUAUGAAUGUAGUGAGUGUGGAAAAGCUUUUACUUGUAAGUCAGACCUCGUUACUCAUCAGAGAACUCACACUGGAGAGAAACAGUAUAAAUGUAGUGAGUGUGGAAAAGCUUUUCUUCAUAAGUCAAGCAUGAUCAUACAUCAGAAAAUCCACACUGGGGAAAAACCUCAUGAAUGUAGUGAGUGUGGAAAAGCUUUUAUUCGUAAGCCACACCUCAUUAGACAUCAGAGAAACCACACUGGGGAAAAACCUUAUGAAUGUAGUGAGUGUGGAAAAGCUUUUAUUUGUAAGUCAGACCUCAUUACUCAUCAGAGAAUUCACACAGGGGAAAAACCUUUUGAAUGUAUUGCGUGUGGAAAAGGCUUUUCUAAUGUGGCACAACUCAUUAGGCAUCAGAGAGUCCACACAGGAGAGAAACAUUAUGAAUAUUGUGUGUAUCUUCAAGCCUUUACUUACCAGACAGGUUUCAUUCGACGUCAGAGUAUCCAUACAGGAUAA
This is a messenger RNA of Ochotona princeps (American pika), 1971 nucleotides long. RefSeq names its product zinc finger protein 883-like. The coding region runs from base 1 to 1971 and encodes 656 amino acids. The record is from RefSeq and is a predicted model, not a curated record. NCBI's taxonomy places the organism in Eukaryota, Metazoa, Chordata, Mammalia, Lagomorpha, Ochotonidae. Gene Ontology annotation, molecular function: DNA-binding transcription factor activity, RNA polymerase II-specific; RNA polymerase II cis-regulatory region sequence-specific DNA binding. Gene Ontology annotation, biological process: regulation of transcription by RNA polymerase II. The transcript has 3 exons.